UUUAUUUUUGAGAAAUGCUCAAAAAGUUAGUAUUUAUAGCUUUAUUAAUUAACUUUAAAGGUGAAGCAUUUGCCGAUGAUGAUGGCUUAUGCGGCCUUGAACAAAAAUCAUGUGGGGAAUCGGAAUCUGUGGACAAUAACCACGACGAAUUUUCUUUCAAAAUUCGUCGACAGAUCGAGAAAGCUGUUGCCAACUACAAACCCUGUAGUACCGAUGACGAAGAUUCCAAAUGUGCCUGCCACGCUGCGGUAAUCAAACACGACUUGGCGCCCUACAAGGCAACAGGUGUGACCCGGCAAAUGAUCGAAAAGGCAGCAGGAUAUGGAACAAAAUACAAAAUUUUUAAUCACCGCCUUUAUCGUGAUGCAAACUGCAUGUUUCCCUCCCGCUGUCAGGGCAUAGAGCACUUUCUGCUGCCCUUGAUAGCUAGCUUACCCAACAUGGAUCUGGUCAUCAAUACAAGGGACUAUCCGCAACUAAAUACCGCUUGGGGGAAUAGUGGAAGGGGUCCAAUAUUUUCCUUUUCAAAGACCAGCGAGUACAUGGAUGUUAUGUAUCCGGCAUGGACUUUCUGGGCCGGCGGGCCAGCCACCAAACUGCAUCCCCGUGGCAUUGGACGAUGGGAUCAGAUGCGAGAGAAGCUGGAAAAACGGUCGGCAGCUAUACCAUGGUCCCAAAAGCGAGAGCUUGGCUUCUUUCGGGGGUCACGCACCUCCGACGAGAGGGACACUCUAAUUCUUCUUUCCCGCCGAAGCCCUGGCAUAGUUGAAGCACAGUACACCAAGAAUCAGGGCUGGAAGUCACCAAAGGACACGUUAGACGCCCCACCCGCCGACGAGGUAUCCUUCGAGGAUCACUGCAAGUACAAAUACCUUUUCAACUUCCGUGGUGUGGCUGCCAGUUUCCGACUGAAGCAUCUGUUUCUGUGCAAGUCACUCGUUUUCCAUGUGGGUGACGAGUGGCAGGAGUUCUUUUACGACCAGCUUAAGCCCUGGGUGCAUUAUGUUCCACUGAAGAGCUAUCCCAGCCAACAGGAUUACGAGAAGCUAUUGGAGUUCUUUAGGAAGAACGACGAUUUGGCCAAGGAAAUAGCUGAGCGGGGAUAUGACUUCAUCUGGAAACACCUGCGCAUGAAGGACAUUAAAUGCUAUUGGCGGAAGCUUCUCAAGGGAUAUGUGAAGCUACUGAACUACGAGGUGCAGCCAGAGGAUCAACUUAUGCAUAUUCCUUAUGGCAAAGAUGAACUAUAAUUUUAAGCAUUAAGAAUUUUCCAUGGCAGCUAUUUAUUGAAAAACAAAUUAUCUAAUUUAAGAUAUAAAUUUAAGUCCCAUUUGUUUUAAGACUCAGAAUUCAGUAAACUUUUUUGGAAAAA
This is a messenger RNA of Drosophila bipectinata, 1372 nucleotides long. It is a transcript of the gene rumi, whose product is annotated as rumi. The record is from RefSeq and is a predicted model, not a curated record. Gene Ontology annotation, molecular function: UDP-glucosyltransferase activity; UDP-xylosyltransferase activity. Gene Ontology annotation, biological process: protein O-linked glycosylation; positive regulation of Notch signaling pathway. Gene Ontology annotation, cellular component: endomembrane system. NCBI's taxonomy places the organism in Eukaryota, Metazoa, Arthropoda, Insecta, Diptera, Drosophilidae.